This is a messenger RNA of Penaeus monodon (black tiger shrimp), 2937 nucleotides long. RefSeq names its product tetratricopeptide repeat protein 30A-like (gene Ttc30). The transcript is spliced from 14 exons. The record is from RefSeq and is a predicted model, not a curated record. Gene Ontology annotation, biological process: intraciliary transport. Bases 129 to 2093 code for a protein of 654 amino acids. Gene Ontology annotation, molecular function: intraciliary transport particle B binding; protein binding. Gene Ontology annotation, cellular component: intraciliary transport particle B; axonemal microtubule. Lineage: Eukaryota; Metazoa; Arthropoda; Malacostraca; Decapoda; Penaeidae.
GCCUAGCAACGGUUUGUAAACACACCGCAUUCCACAAAAUCACACAGCGCAGGAAUUCAAGUCUUCAAGACACGGGAGGAGGAGGCUCUGGGGCCGAAUAAGUGUGAGACUGAACAGGUCUUUAGCAUAUGAAGAUGAUGAUGCUACAGAACAUUCAGAUUCGGGAUGGAGAAUACACGAAGACUAUUUAUACACUGAUAAAGGAACAACGAUAUAGCGAAGCUGUGCAGAUACUGAACCACAUCCUAGAUGCCUACCCAAAUUCCAGGGCGGCUCUUUCCCUGCUCGCAUACUGCUACUUUUACAUGCAAGACUUCGUGAAUGCGGCAAAUUGCUACGAACACUUGACCAUGCUGUUCCCCGAGGUUGAGGACUAUAGGCUGUACUAUGCGCAGUCUCUGUACCAGGCCUGUUUAUAUGAGGAGUCGAUGAAGGUGACGCAUCAGAUUGAGGGAGCGGAGUACGCAGGCCGCAUUACAAAGCUCCAGGCUGCCAUCAAAUAUGGGGAGGAGGAUCUGCCUGGAGCCAAGAGCCUGGUUGACCAGUGCCCAGUUGAUGACCCAGACACGGAGGUCAACCAUGGGUGUCUCCUCUAUAAGGAAGGCCGGUUUGAGGAGGCCUGCCAGAAGUUCACAAGUGCCCUGCAAGUUGCGGGCAACCAGCCACACCUCUCCUAUAACAUUGCCUUGUGCCACUACCGGCUCAAGCAGUAUGCUCCAGCACUCAAACACAUUGCUGACAUCAUUGAGCGAGGGAUCCGUGAACACCCAGAGCUCAGUGUUGGCAUGACAACAGAGGGCAUUGAGGUGCGCAGUGUUGGCAACACUUUAACUCUACAUGAGACUGCACUGAUUGAAGCUUUUAAUCUUAAAGCUGCCAUUGAAUACCAACUCAAAAAUUAUGAAGCUGCACGAGAAGCCCUAACAGACAUGCCACCGAGAUCAGAGGAAGAACUGGAUGCCGUCACACUCCAUAAUCAGGCUCUCAUGAACAUGGACACGAAACCCACAGAUGGCUUUGAGAAGAUGCAGUUCCUCCUGGGUCAGAACCCAUUCCCUCCCGAGACCUUUGGCAACCUCCUGCUCCUCUACUGCAAGUAUGAAUAUUACCACUUGGCAGCAGACGUCCUGGCAGAGAACGCGCACCUCACCUACAAGUACCUGACACCACACCUCUUCGACUUCCUUGAUGCCCUUAUCACACAACAAACGUCACCUUCAGAAGCGUACCGCAAAUUUGAUGAACUUGGCUCGCGGCAUAUUGAAUUGCUACGGAAACUGACUAAGGUUGUGCAGGAAGCUCGCCAGAACCAUGAUGAUGACCAGGUUAAAAAUGCAGUGAAUGAGUAUGAAGAAGUCCUUGAAAGGUACAUCCCUGUGCUCAUGGCACAAGCAAAGAUCUACUGGGAUCUUGAGAACUACUCGCAGGUGGAGAAGAUCUUCCGCAAGUCAGUGGAGUUCUGCAACGAGUCUGAUGUAUGGAAACUGAAUGUUGCACAUGUGCUCUUCAUGCAGGAAAACAAGUUCAAGGAAGCCACUGGUUUCUAUGAGCCCAUUGUCAAGAAGAACUAUGAUAAUAUCCUGAAUGUGAGUGCCAUAGUGCUAGCCAACCUGUGUGUGUCGUACAUCAUGACAAGCCAAAAUGAAGAGGCUGAGGAGCUGAUGCGAAAGAUCGAGAAAGAAGAGGAGCAGCUGGCGUAUGAGGACCCUGACAAGAAGAUCUACCACUUGUGCAUUGUUAACCUAGUCAUAGGAACACUCUACUGUGCAAAAGGCAACUACGAGUUUGGCAUUUCAAGGGUUAUUAAGAGCCUAGAGCCCUACAAUAAGAAACUUGGGACUGACACAUGGUAUUAUGCUAAAAGAUGUUUCCUGUCCCUCAUUGAGAAUUUAGCAAAGCACAUGAUAACUGUGAAGGAUUCAGUCAUCCAGGAGUGCAUACAGUUCUUGGAACAUUGUGAAGUCUAUGGGCGAAAUGUGAAGACGCUGAUCGAGCAGCCACUGGAGGAGAUGGCCAUGCAUCCAGGCAAGAACACUGUCACAUAUGAGUCAAGGCUCGCCAAGGCUCUCCUGCUCCAGAUCCAGCAGAUGUAAAGAAAGAGCAAAAGAAAGUGAGAAUGAGAGAAAAACAUUAAUGAGGCAUUAAAGUCUUGGGGAUAUUUCACUAAUUGGCUCUUCUGUUUAAGAUCUGAUGAGUGUAUAUAGAAAUAUAGAAUGUAAAUAAAAAUACCUAUGAUACUGUAAAAUAUUUAAUUGAUUUAGUAAAGGGCAUUAUGUAGGUUAAGUUAUGUAUUUGGAGCCUUAAAGUUUGUGAUAAUAAUAUGAUCACCUAGUGCUUUAUACACAGUGAUACCUUAUCAAUUACACACACACACACACACACACACACACACACACACACACACACACACACACACACACACACACACACACACACACACACACACACACACACACACACCCACACACACACACACACACACACACACACACACACACACACACACACACACACACACACACACACACACACACACACACACUAUAAAUUCUACAUUUGGUGGAUUCCCAAACAGAUAUUGUAUAGCAAAAUUAAUUUUGCUCUCAUCUUCCCUUUUAAUUUCUCUGGAAAACAGUGUGCUAUAGAAUCACAGAAUUCUAUUUUUGACAUAUAUUUUGAAUACUUCAUCAGAGUGAAAUGUGUAAUUUAACAUAUAUUUAAGCUUAAAAGAACUCUUCUGGUGAAUGAGUCAUUUAUUAGCUUUUAUUCCUUUUAACUGGUGCAACUAGUAUUCACAGUUAGCUGUUGCAUUCUUUAAAUUUUAUGGAGUGAAAUGUACUUAGCACUUUCCUCACUACAAGUCAGGGUGGUCUCACAUUCAAGUGAAUGUAAGGAACAUUGUAUUGCAUAUUAUUAUUAUUAUUAUUAUUAUUAUUA